Molecule: messenger RNA, 9416 nt
Organism: Eupeodes corollae
Lineage: Eukaryota; Metazoa; Arthropoda; Insecta; Diptera; Syrphidae
Gene: pan
Product: protein pangolin, isoforms A/H/I/S
Exons: 12
Coding region: 2574-5873 (1099 amino acids)
Biological process (GO): canonical Wnt signaling pathway; regulation of transcription by RNA polymerase II
Cellular component (GO): beta-catenin-TCF complex
Molecular function (GO): RNA polymerase II cis-regulatory region sequence-specific DNA binding; DNA-binding transcription factor activity, RNA polymerase II-specific
Source: RefSeq, a predicted model, not a curated record
GCAACUAUACUUUAAAAACUAAAUGGAUAUAUUUUAUUUUUCUUCUCGGUUUUUCUUUUCUUUUUUCUUCUUUUCGUUUUUACUUUACUUUAUUCAACAAUAAUAAUCGCGUGCGUCUCUUCUGCUGUACUGCGGCCCCAAAUGUGCGGUUAUUUCAUUACUCGUGCACAAACCUAUUAUACGUUUCGUUGUUCGGAUAUUUUUGUUCGUUGGUUCGUUCGUAUUUUGUAUGAAAAUAAAAAAUAAAAUAAAGAAAAAUCAGUUAUAAAUAAAUAAAAAAUAAUUCGCGCUCUGGCUCUCUCGCGUUAAUACAAAAAUAUAAAUAAAUUUAAAUAAAAUUUUAUUUUUGAUGCCGAUUUAAAAAAAAGAAAAACGAGUUUAAAGAAAAAUAAAUAAACACAAAACUUGCCGUAGCAAAUUCUAUUUUCUACAUUAUCACAUGUUACACACCUCAAAUGGUGAUAAAUAAUAGAUUGGCGAUCAUUUUUAACUAAAGUUUUGUUGUUUGUUGUUGUUGUUUUUUCUUUAUUUUUGUUCUUUUAAAUUAUUGUUUUGUUAUUCCAUUUACAAAUUCUGUUGCUGUUGCUUCUUCGUGGAAAUUUGUUUAUAUUAAAAAAUAAAAUUAAAUAAAAGCAGAGAGACAAAUAAAAAAACGAGAAACCAAAAUGAAAAUAAAAAUGUUGUGUGUGUGUAAGUUGAAAAAUAAAAAAUAAUUUAUCUUUUUGAUUUUAUUAUAUAUAAAUUAAACACAUGCCUACAUCAAUAUGAAUAUAUAUUUACAUAUAUAAAAGUAUACAAAACAAAAGGCGGAUUGAUAAUUUUUUCCUGUGUAGUAUAAGUGCGACGGCAAAACGACAAAACGACAAAACAGAAAGACCGCAACACUAAAAAAAAGGGUAAUGCUAUGUCAUUUGAGAAAUAUCUAAUUUUCUAUUAGAGUGUAGUCUCUGUUGCAUUUUUAUAUCUGAGAGUUUCUGUUAGAAGUUUACGAAAAUGAAGAAUUAAAAAAUAUAUAAAUUUAAAUUUCCGUGAUGUGAUAAUGUUAAUGUUGAUUAUUUAAAUAAUUACUACUUGAUUGAACUCUACUCUAAAAUUCUCGAGUGGUUUUUGCGCGCGGGUUGACGACAACAAAAAAUUAUAGCCGCCCUCAACCCAACCACCCCCACUCAUAAAACUACACACAAUCUAUUUAUCCCAAAUUAUUCGCUCUGCCCCGCUCAUCGCAUAUCGCACCACAAUAUUCAUAUUUAAACGAAAACCCAUAUGUAAUAUAUCAAUGCCAAUUCGCUUCCGCCCCCGCCAACCGAUCGUUCACUCGCUUUCUGAUCCCCCGGUCCUGGUUUCUAAUACCUUAAUAAAAUAAAAAAAUAUAAUGUGGGUGUCGAUUAAAAGAAUUUAAACGUAAUUUGAAACAAUGUGUGAGUGUGAAAUGAUUUAUUUAAUUUUUUUUGUUGUUGUUUAAAUGAGACAAAAAGUUUAGCUGUCGCACUAAGGUGAAUUUUGCAAAAUAAAAAUUAAAAAAGAAAAAACCAAUCCACCAACGCAACGCGUCGUCGUUCAGGUAGAGCCUUUAGAGCAAUACCGCAGGAAUAGUAUAACAUCAACAACAUAAUUUCCAGAAUCCAACAAUCCACAAUCUCGAAAUUCAGUAUUCAAGAUUAUGAUUUGUUUACUUUUUUUGUCAACUCCUACUAAGUUGACGAAAAUAAAACAAAAAUACUACAAGAAAAAUGCCUAUGUAAAAACUUAAAGUGUGAUGUCAUCAAAAAGGAAAUCAGAAAAAUAAAAAUUAAGUGAAAAUCAUAGUUCGGUCACAUAACUACUAUACCUUAGUCAAAAAUACGUUAAUUAUUGACGACUUUUUGGAGCGUAUUUGUCUUUUGCGGCUUUGUGGUUUUGUUAAGUUUAGAUUUUUCCUUUAAGGAGUUUUGCCUACCGCAAAAUCAAAAUAAUUCUUCAACCUCUUAUUGCAGUACAUUCAAAAACACAUUUAAAAACAACAACGUCAACAACUUCUAUACACACAAUCAAUUUUAAAUACUAAAAAAUUUAAGACGAUUUCAAACUCCGUUCUCAAACCAAAUUAACAAAAACCAACAUAACAAAUAUAUAUAUUAUAUGACUGAAUUUAAUUACUCAAUUUAAAAACCGUAAAAAGAAAAGUGAUACAAUUAAAAAAAUGGUGUACACAAAGAAACAAAACAUCAGCUCAAGUGUCUCACUAAUUUCAAAUUUUAUCAUACAAAAUAACUAUCACAAUAUAUCAACGUACAUUUUUCGUCGUUACACGUAAUUUCUAAAUCAAAAAGAAAAAUAGAAGAUAAAUUAAACAAAAUCGAAUAAAUGACAUUUUCAACUAAAAUUAAUUUAAAAAAAAGUGCAAACAAAUAGAAUGUAAGCAGUAACCUUAAAUAUAAAUAAUUUAAAAAUUCAAAAAAAUAGUGAUAGAUAAAUCAAAAACAAAAAGGAAAUAAAAUAUCAAUACAAAUAAUAAUAUUGCCAGUAGUCAGACCGAAUGCUAUGCUGCACUGUAAAAAAAAAGAAGUUACUUAACAAGUGAAACGAUCCGAGAUAUGCCACAUAAUAGUCACAGCUCGCAUUCUCGCCAUGCUGGCUCAUCCGGAGACGAUUUGGGCAGUACAGAUGAAGUGAAAAUCUUCAAGGAUGAAGGCGAUCGAGAGGAUGAAAAAAUUUCGUCGGAAAAUCUAUUAGUUGAAGAGAAGUCUAGCCUUAUUGAUCUGACGGAGAGCGAGGAAAAGGGUGGGAAGGUAACUGCGCGAUCGGAUCAUAGUCCUGUUUUCAGUAAAGUUGAACCGCAUGCUUCGAGCUUUAACAUGGGAUAUCUAGUUUCUCCGUAUUCGUACACAAAUGGUGGAGCCGGAGGACUGCCGGUAUCAAUGGCGAAUAAAAUCGGUCUGCCGCCGUUUUUCUGCCAUAAUGGUGACCCUCUGACAACACCUCCUCCCGCACAUUGUGGUAUACCUCCGUAUCAGUUGGAUCCAAAAGCAAUGGGUCUGACAAGGCCCGCGAUCUAUCCAUUUCCCGCCAGUCAAUAUGCAUAUCCUAUGCUGAGUCCGGAUAUGUCACAGGUAGCGUCAUGGCAUACUCCAUCUGUGUACUCAGCAGCGUCUAGUUUUAGAAGUCCAUACCCCUCAUCCCUACCCAUUAACACGACGUUAUCAAGUGAUUUUUCAUUCCGCUUUUCACCGAGUCUGUUGCCUUCGGUUCAUACUUCACCGCAUCAUGUACUGAAUUCACAUCCGGCGAUUGUGACGCCUGUACCAAAACAAGAAAUUGGGCAAGAGUCAUCCAAUCAUAGAUAUGGAAGGGGUCUUGAUCAAAAAAAUUCACCCAGCAUACAGGUUAAUGAUUGCAAGGAUAAUUCAAAUGAUAAAAAGAAACCGCAUAUCAAAAAACCGUUGAAUGCAUUUAUGCUUUAUAUGAAAGAAAUGAGAGCCAAGGUAGUUGCCGAAUGUACGCUUAAAGAAUCAGCAGCUAUUAACCAAAUUCUUGGUCGAAGGUGGCACGAACUGACCCGAGAAGAACAAAGUAAAUAUUAUGAAAAAGCGAGACAAGAACGUCAAUUGCACAUGGAGUUAUAUCCCGGGUGGAGUGCACGGGACAACUAUGGUUAUGUUUCGAAAAAGAAGAAACGCAAAAAAGAUCGUUCGCCCGCGGAUCCGGGAGGAAAUAACAUGAAAAAAUGCCGUGCAAGGUUCGGAUUAGACCAACAAAAUCAAUGGUGCAAACCGUGCAGGCGCAAGAAAAAAUGUAUAAGAUAUAUGGAAGUGGACGGUGAUGACAACAAUGAUUUAGAUAAUCAUAUGAGCGAUGAUAAUCUUGGUAGUUGUGGUAGUGUUGAUGAUGCAAAAACUCCAGACGACGAUAGUGAAUCAUUAAAUCAAUCAUUAUCGAGCCCAGGAUGUUUGAGUGGAUUGUCUAGUUUACAAAGUCCAUCGACAAGCCUGGCAAGUCCGCUUAAUUUGCUUACUAGUCCAUCGACGCCUAAUGCAGUUUCGAACCCAAAUCCAAAUAAUUCUAAUAAUAAUACUAAUAAUAAUAUUAAUAACAAUAAUAAUAAUAAUAAUAAUAAUAAUAAUAAUAAUAAUAAUAAUAAUAAUAAUAAUAAUAAUAAUAGUAAUAACAAUAAUGCUAAUAAUAAUAGUAAUAAUAAUAAUAUAAAUAAUAAUAAUAUUAAUAAUAGUAAUAAUGGUUGUAAUAGUAGUAGUGGUGUAUCUAAUUCGACAACAUCAAAUGAUCAACAACAACAACAACAGCAACAUCAUCAGCAACUUCAUCCUCUAAGUCAUCAGCCUUGUUCUUCUCCCGCUUCACAUCAACAACAGCCACCUCUGCCAAAGCCGCAUCAUCACCAACAUCACAUACCGAUGUUUAUUGACACCAGCCGCAGUGCGGCCGAAAAUAACUGCAAUAACAUACCUUCCGCUUCUGCUGUACAUCAAAUGUUACAUCAUAAUGCAGCAGUAGCAACUUCUGCAUCUCCGACAUCAUUUUCAGCACUGCCAUCAGUUAAGUCAAUUGCAGAUCGUAUGGUUCAAUCGCUUUUGAAUAAUGUCAACAUUGGCAAUCGAUUGGGUCAUUUAGCUUCAAUGGGCCUAGCGCCCCAGGGAGAACAAUCAGGUGGCAGGACUCUUCCUCAUAGUCAUCAAGCUUUAAAUUCAAAUUCAAGUGGAAAUGAUAUUAAACCUCCAUUAUUGACUCUCCAACAACAACAAUAUCCACAUGAUACGGCCCGUGGCAACGUUGCAAUUUCUUCAGCUCUUUCUUCAACUACUUCUAAUUCUACUCAAGAAGAUGAUAAGAUUAAAUUAGAAGGCAAACUUUUGCCUCCACAAACAGCAAAUAAAAACGUGCAAUCAACAUUAGCUGGCAACGUCUCUGGAUCAGGAUCUGGAUCGACGUCGGCAGCGAUAGCUGCUUCAAAUGCUUCUCCAUUGUUAACAUCGAUUUCGUUCUCUUCUUCAUCUUCAUCAUCUUCUUCGUCGUCUUCAUCGUCAUCAUGUCAAGGUGGCAGUAAUGUGACUUCAGCAUCUUCGUCACCAUCGGAGAUAUUUUUUGAAAAAGCCAUAAGAAAUCCUGUUGGUGCGAAUCCUCGAGAUGUCAAUAAUCCACUUAGUAUAAAUCAAUUAACCAAGCGUGAUUAUAAUAUUCACAAUAAUAAUUCGCCACCAAUGCUGAUGCUACAUCAACAGCAAAGCUCAUUGGGACUGCAGCACCAGCAACAGCAUUCUAGCAAUCACAUUCAACAACACAAUACAACCGGAAUAUCAAGAACAGUUCCAUACCUUAAACCUUCAUUUAUUACAGGAAAAAGUACCGUUGCUAGCGCUUCCCCCACCGAUCAUCAUAGUUGUUCGGACAAAAAUCCUUCAACGAAAUCUUCUCCUCCUUCGUCGUCUUCUGCAACGCUUCAAUCUAAUUCAACGCAAGUGGCCAAGUCAUCUAGUUCGUUCAUGCAAAAACCAACACAACAACAAUAUCAGCUUCUCACCAACUCUGGUCCCGCAUCCGGUUCUGGAUCAUCCAUGUCCAGUCCAAAUCCAAAUACUUCCGUUUCCUCUCCUCACAAUCAUCAGCAGCAACAACAAAUGCAACAGCAAUUGCAGCAACAGCAAUCGCAGCAUCAUGCAUUCGCCUUAAGCCAACAUCUACAUCAUUUCAGUCAACAUUUCCCGCUUACUGGUUCAGCGGGAGCAAAUAGUUCAACAAAUAAUUCCAUAUCGGCGAGUGUGCCUAGCAAUCAUGUUGUUGCUGCAAAGCAAGCAAAUAACAGUAGUGUUGGAACAGCAACCUCUACAGCGCAUCAUCGGACCUCAGAUGGUGGUGAAAGUGGAGCAAUAAGUGUAACAUAACAGUACGCCGUCUCACCUGUAGGCAGCGCCAGCGUCGCCGCCGCCGCUAUUGGUCAUAUCUAUCAAAAAGCCAUAGUAAUAACUGCAGUAUUGGCGGAUUUAAAUUUAAUAGAAUUUAUUAUUUUUAAGCUUCGUUAUUCUCAAGUCAAAAAACAGUCACACAGAAUAAUAUUAAUUUACAUUUUAUAAUUUUUUUUGCUUCGCUAAAUCUAAGAUUAAUAUCGAGUAGCUUUUACUUCAUUUAAUGCGGAAAAGAAAUUUAAAUUGGUCUCGUCUGAUGAAGGAGUUUAAAUUCAAAUCAAAUAUUUCAUGUGACAAAUCCAUAUUCCAAUAAUUAAGCUAAUAUAAUAUUUUGAUUAUAUGUUGAAUGCCAAAACGAUUUCCUUGAAUUUCUAUAAUAUUUAAUUACAAAACCUGGUUUCUGUAAAAUAUUUAACUUGAGAUAAACUGAAAUUCAUACGAAACAAGCUUAAUCUUAUUCGGUUUUCUUUUCUUUUUGCUUCAUUAAAUGAAGCCAAUUCACAACUAAAACUGUGUAGGUUUCAUAUAAAGCUCAAGCAAUCAUCAGGGACGAAUAUGAAAAAUACACCAACUGUCACUAUUAUACAGGCCAGUAGUGUAUAUUGGGCUUUUAUAUUCUCUUAGUGCGAGAAACUCGUUGAAUUUGUUGACAGCGAAAAAUUAUAUCCCAAAACUCUUGAGCUAGUCCAUAUUUAAAAAGAUAAAAUUGAUUUUGUUCACAUUCAUACUUCUAAAUUAACCACAAGGCUCUCGAUUCAAGGAUAAUUUAUUAUUGUAUUGAUUUCGUAACACAACAAAACUAAAGUAAAUCAAUCACCCUAAUUAAAACAAAAAAUAAACAUCAAAUAAAGUGUGCCACAUACAAUUAUAAUCUGCCAUAUUAUUAAAAUAUUUAUAUACUUUUAGUUGUUUUUGUAAUUUUUUUUUUACUUAAAAUUAAGAAGCAAAAUUAAUUUUUCUAAAAUAAAAAAACAUGUAAAAGAAAAUAUUAAAUUAUACACUAAAAAAGAAUGAAAUUAAUACAAAAAUAUUUUGAAAAAUAAGAUAACCGAAAGGAAUAUGAAAAUAUGGAAAAAUGCCAAUUUAAAUAAGACUGUGUAUUUAAAUCAAAUCAAAAUUAAUUAAAUAAUAAAUAUGUUUUGUAUACGUGUUAUGUAUAUAAGGGCAGGUUAACGUUAAAGUGUAAAUUCUGAUUUCUUAUAAGCUUAGCCAUAUACUGUUUACAAAGUUAUUUGAAUUUCACAUUGAAAUAUUUUAUUCAUUCAAACUUAGUGAAAAACAAAUGUGUGUACUUUAUGUGAAAAGAUAUUAAAACAUAAUUCUAACAACAAGCCAUUUUCGAGAAUUGUAAUUUUAAUUUUUUUUGUUUUAAAUGCUGAGCUUAGCAUGCUUCUUUUUCAUACCCAAAAAGGACAAACUUUUAAUAAAUUAGUUAAUGGGAAAAAUUCAAUGUUUGCUACUUCUGAAUAUAUAUAAAUCAGUUAAUUUCUUCUGACGUUAGCAAUUCUAUAUCAACAUCUUUGGCCCCCAAUCUUCCCGUUACAUCAGGUUAUAAUCUGAUCUUCUUCUAAUAUGUUCUUUUAAUAUGUCAAUUUAACAUUCCUUUUGACUUUUUAGUGCAAACAAACAAAUAAGCAAUUCAUCACCCAAUUAGCACAACACUGAUUCAGUCCUUAAAAUUUUAAAGUAAGCUCAAACAUACAAUCCAUACAACUUUUCAAAAGAUUCAGUACCUAGAACAAUUUCCAAACAAAUACCUCCCAAAAGGUUAUUUCGUGAGUCCUUUGAUUUUCACUCUCCCUGAUAUACAUACAUGUAUGCAUUAAAAAAAUUAUCUUUUUCACAAUUUUAUUAUUAAAAAAGAAAAAAAAACCCUUUUAAAAAAAUUACUUUAAGGGAGAGAGAUUAAAAGGAGUGUUCGCGACCAAAACCGAAUUUUAUUUACAUUAUAAUAGUUAAGAGUGUGUGUAUGAAUAUGUAUGUAUGUGGAUGUAGUAUAUGUUUAGUGAAUGAGAAAGUAUGUAUAUUUGAAUUUUGUUAUAAAAAUAUUAUAAAUAAAUAUAUAAUACAAAAAAUGCAAUAAUAUUAAUAUGUAAAAUAAAAUAAAAUCACAAUGAAAUGCAAUUACACAUAAAAGUCGUACAGAUGUAUGUGAAUGUUUAUAUACAACAAUGUUUAAUUACAAUUUGAAACAAAAAAAAUAAAUAAAAUAAAACAAAACAACAAUGUGUAAUAUAAAAUAGUAGCUAUAUCAAAUGCAUCUUGAAGAAAAACAUAAUAAUACAUUAAUGUAAAUAAAAAUUAAAAUCGUAUUCGUAUUUCUAUCUAAGAGAUGUUCGGUAUUAAAUAAGUGCUACAUUGUAAAUAUAUAUUUAUAUAUACAUACAUAAAUAAGCAAACAGAAAAAGAGAAUAUUUAAGUUCAACUAAAUAGUUUUGUUAAUUUGUUUUUCUCUCACCGUAUCUUAGUUUGUAUACAAAAAUAAAUAAAAAUUCUGUGUAUUUAACUACAAGAACCAGAAAUGAACAAGUAUGCAAAAAGUUUAAUAGCUUUUGUAUCCUUUCAUUUUCACUUACGGGAUAAAGAUUUAAAUAAAUUAAAUUUUUUCAUCCGAUACUCAAAUAUAUAGUGCAAAUAAUAACUGUCGGUAAUAUACAAAUAAAUCACUCAUAAUAUAAAUAUAUUUACAUAUCUAUGGGUAUGUAAGUAUAUUUAUAUGAAUAUGUCUAUGUAUAUAUAAAUAGUAUAUAUAUGUUUGCAUUAAUUAUUAUCUAUAUAAAGAGAGAGCAUGUUAUACUCUUAAUAAUCACUUAAUUUUAUACGUUUUGUUUAGUGCGCACUAAAAACAAAAAUUAAAAUAAAAAGAAAAAGAAAACUCAAGCCUGUUUGCUAAAUAAAAAACACAUAAAAGGCAUAAAAGAAAGAAAGAAAUCAACAAAUAAUAUAAUGUAAAUAUUAUAAAUCGAAGCAAAAUAAGAAAAGAGUUUAAAUUAAGAUUUAUAUAUACAAAAAUUAAUUCUGCUAUAUACUGAUUAAUAUUUAGUUUAUAAUAUAAUUUGUAAAUCUAUAUAUCUACGGAUUAAACUUAAGAUGAAAUAAAAAUUAUUACUUAAGGUCUUUAGAUAUUUCUAAGUGUUGUUAAAGUUAGCAGGAAAUAAUAAAACAAAAAAAAAACUUAGUAAAAAAUGAGUUAAAAAGUCAUCUUUAGAAAUAAAAUCACUAUGAGAGAUAAUUUUUUACCACUUGAAUAAGUUUUUCAUGUUAAAAUUAAAAGAAAAAAAAUUAUAAUUAAAAAAAAAUCCCUCAGUUAAAAAACAAAAGAAAAAAUAGUAGUACCACAAAAAAACUUAAAUGCCAAACUAGGAUGUAAGAAAGAUUUUUUUAAAAAAUUCCUUACUUUGAUUAUAUUUUUUAUUAGUUAUUAUUAAUCUUAUUUAGAUUUUAUAAUUUUUGCCUUAUAAACGAAUUCUUCCAUAUUUUAAAAAUAUAAACAAAAAUAUUUUUAUUUUGAAUUUUAUUUUA